Molecule: messenger RNA, 2931 nt
Organism: Cyprinodon variegatus (sheepshead minnow)
Lineage: Eukaryota; Metazoa; Chordata; Actinopteri; Cyprinodontiformes; Cyprinodontidae
Gene: ppp2r1bb
Product: protein phosphatase 2 regulatory subunit A, beta
Exons: 15
Coding region: 89-1858 (589 amino acids)
Biological process (GO): protein dephosphorylation
Cellular component (GO): protein phosphatase type 2A complex; cytoplasm
Molecular function (GO): protein phosphatase regulator activity; protein binding
Source: RefSeq, a predicted model, not a curated record
AGCUCCUUGCUGCGGUCGUUCUGCGCAGAAACCCCGUAGUGCCGCCCAGAAACAGCAGCGCCAUUCGGUAACUGCACCAGUAUCCAAAAUGGCAGGAGCUGAUGGAGACGACUCUCUUUACCCUAUCGCUGUCCUCAUUGACGAGCUGCGAAAUGAAGACGUCCAGUUACGACUGAACAGCAUCAAGAAGCUGUCUACUAUUGCUCUGGCUCUUGGCGUAGAGAGGACUCGCACUGAACUGCUUCCUUUCCUUACAGACACCAUCUAUGAUGAAGAUGAAGUACUUUUGGCAUUGGCAGAACAGCUUGGCAAUUUCACUAUGUUGGUGGGAGGGCCGGAGUAUGUCCACUGUCUUCUGCCUCCUUUGGAAAGCCUUGCUACAGUUGAAGAGACAGUAGUCCGAGACAAAGCUGUAGAAUCCCUGCGUAAGAUCUCACAGGAGCACUCUCCAGUUGACCUGGAAGUUCAUUUUGAGCCUCUGGUGAAACGGCUGGCCAGUGGUGACUGGUUCACCUCUCGCACAUCAGCUUGCGGCCUGUUUAGUGUGUGUUAUCCACGUGUCUCCAGCACGGUCAAGGCUGAAAUCCGGCAGCAUUUUCGCACCUUGUGUUCUGAUGACACUCCCAUGGUGCGUCGUGCUGCUGCAUCUAAACUGGGGGAAUUUGCAAAAGUUCUGGAGUUGGAAUAUGUAAAAACUGACAUUAUUCCUCUUUUCACUGCUCUGGCAUCAGAUGAGCAGGACUCUGUUCGGCUGCUUGCAGUGGAGGCGUGUGUCAGUAUUGCAACUCUCCUGCCUCAGGAGGACCUAGAGACAUUGGUGAUGCCAACCCUGCGUCAAGCUGCUGAAGAUAAGUCCUGGAGGGUUCGUUACAUGGUGGCGGACAAGUUCUCAGAGCUGCAAAAGGCUGUUGGUCCAGAGAUCACAAAGAAUGACCUGGUUCCAGCUUUCCAAAAUCUGCUCAAGGAUUGUGAGGCUGAGGUCCGCGCUGCUGCUGCCAACAAAGUCAAAGAGUUUUGUGAGAAUCUUCCAGAGGAUAAUCGUGAGCAGAUCAUAAUGAGUCACAUCCUGCCCUGCGUAAAGGAAUUGGUUUCCGACACCAACCAGCAUGUGAAGUCAGCCCUGGCCUCUGUCAUUAUGGGUCUCUCCACCAUCCUGGGCAAGGACAACACAAUAGAGCACUUACUGCCUCUCUUCCUGACUCAGCUUAAGGACGAGUGCCCAGAGGUACGUCUCAACAUUAUCUCCAACCUGGACUGUGUGAACGAGGUGAUCGGCAUACGUCAGCUGUCCCAGUCACUGCUGCCUGCUAUCGUAGAGCUGGCUGAAGAUGCAAAGUGGAGGGUCCGCCUGGCCAUCAUUGAGUACAUGCCUUUGUUGGCAGGACAGCUGGGGGUCGAGUUCUUUGAUGAGAAGCUAAACACCCUUUGUAUGGCCUGGCUCAUUGAUCAUGUGUACGCCAUCCGUGAAGCAGCCACCAGUAACCUCACUAAGCUGGUAGAGAAGUUUGGAGCUGAGUGGGCCCAGAACACGAUUGUCCCCAAAGUGCUGGGAAUGGCCAACGAUCCCAAUUACCUGCACAGGAUGACCACGCUAUUCUGCAUUAAUGCUUUGUCAGAGGCUUGCGGCCAGGAGAUCACCACCAAGCAGAUGCUCCCAGUGGUCCUGAAGAUGUCCAAUGACCAGGUGGCUAAUGUCCGCUUUAACGUGGCUAAGUCUCUUCAGAAGAUCGGCCCAGUCCUGGACAGCAGCGCUCUGCAGACGGAAGUGAAGCCAGUGCUGGAGAAGCUGGCCACUGACUCCGACAUGGACGUUAAAUACUUUGCCCAGGAGGCUAUUAGUGUUUUGGCACUAGCAUAACCAACCCACCACGGCUAAUCCCCCUGAAACAGAAAUACAUACAGGUUUAGAAGAUAUUUAUUGAUGUUCAGGAACAACUGGUUGAUGUAUAGAAAGCUGUUAACGAUUGUUUUAUCUACCCUCCUCAUUGUUUUUGUCUUGUUUUUUUACUGUCCAAUGACAGCCCGUGUCCGAGCUAGCAGAGGCCGCUUUGCUUUAAAUGGAGCUUUUAUCUAAAAAAAGCUAUGAUUCAAAUUACAUUAAGUGGUGCAUGCAGUAGUUGUCGCUAUCAAAGACGACCCCUUCACGGCGCACUGUCUGAGCUAGCUUUCUGUGCUGCUGCACCUUUUUCCAGAAGGAAACUUUUAUCUGCAGGUUAAAUUGGCUCCAUGAGGCUUAAGUUCUCCCCCUAUAAGAACAGUUGUUGCCUCUUAAAUGUUUAAAUCAAGCUUUUUCAUGACAUAUUGGGGUGUUUAUCGCUGAAGUAAUCAGAUGAACCUUCAGUGAUCGUGUUCCAUCUACCAGACUGAGGCUUCCUUCGCUCCGUUUAUUCCCUGCAGGGAACGCAGGGAAUAAACGGACUGAAUCGGCCAAACUACCAUUUUGCCUCUGCUCAGUGUUUAACAGGGACCAACCCACAUUUAGCAUGAUGCUAAUAGCGUCAUCUGUUUGUGUAUGCCUGGAUAACCUGCUUUUGCUUUUUCUUUACAGUAAUCUGUUAGUUGUUAUUGCAUGGUAAAACUAAUGUUGACAGCUUAAAUUCAUGCAGAGUCCUCCACUCGUUCUAAUGGAGAACAAAUGCAUGCUUUCAAAGGAAGUGGGUGGGGGAUAGCUGGAGCUGAUUUAUGUUUUAUUGGGGGGGUAGUUAUGGGGGGGCUGAAUAAACCGGGACUCUGUGUUCAUAAAAGCAACUUUUGUCUUUCUCUGAUCUGCUCCUCACCCCCCUCCUCUCAUUCUCUUCUCUUGAAUAAACCUUAAGUGUCAAUUGUUCUGUAUCACAGACUGUGCUCGGAUUUUUAUUUUAAAUCCUCUUCACAGUUGGGAAGUUGUACUACUGUAUCUUGAUCCAAAUAAAGUAACAAACAAGCUGUUUA